UUUAUUUUCAACGUUAUUAUUAUGCAUUCUUCCAUCUAUCCAUCCACUUUCGGUUUGCGUACAAAUUAAUAAUUACUACUAGUUUCUAUAUUUUUAAUAGUAAUAUUAUAAAAAUAUCUCAUGCUUUUGUAUUGAAGGAAAUGUUAUUUGUAGCAGGCAGAUUAAUUUGGGAGAAGCAUAUUUAUACAAUUUCAAUUUGGUGCGAGGUUUUGGACGCGGCUUAUUAAAAACCGACAGCAGUGAAAUAAUAACUGAAGAAAGUAAAUCCAACUCACCUCCCCCACUCUGUGUGUCGGACAUAAUCGGUAACGUGUAGAGAUCGACACACUAGAUUCAUUCGGAUCCACAUCCAUAUCCGUUUUUAUCUCAGGGAAUCGUACGAGCUCAACGUUGACGAAAGCAUCGAAACCUGUUAUUGAAUUUUUGUCAAAUUCCAAUUUCACAGUGUCACAAGGUCUCUUUCUCUUGAUUCUUCAAGUUUGCUUUUUUGUACGAUUGGAAUGAAUUCUGAGAUCUGAGCAUCACAUUUGGUAGAUAUUGUCGUCGAAGUUACUGAUUCAUGUUUCGUACUUCAUAUGCAACAAAAUUCCUCUAGAUCUGACAGUUAUGUGUUGGAUUAGAUAACUGUAUUGGUAUAUAAAAUAUCUGAGCUUUUGGUUGUUGAGUUACUUGAAAGUUGAUGUGUAUUAGCUGGAACCAACCAGGGUUGGUUUGUGUCCGUUUUCGACCUUUUAGUUGUCGAUUUUACUGCUAUGUAGUUAUGAUGGUAGUGUCUCUUUACUAAACCUUUGAACAAUGUCUCUUACAUGCUUUCUCAGAGAGAUCUUCUGACAGAUGUAGAGAGACAUUGUAACGAAUGGAUGAGUAAUGGCGCUAGCCGAAGCUAGGGCAGCUUGGCAGAGAACUGCCAACAGAUGCUUGGUUCAAGAAGAUGCAAAAAGGGCUCCCAAAUUGGCUUGCUGCUCAUCAGUGCCGCCUUCUGCUAAACACACUGAGACAGGGCCGCCGAAUGCCACUGGUGGCCAAGAUAUUCCUAACUCAAACCCCUUGCCGUUUCAUCGCACUCCUUCGUAUUCUAAUUUAUCCCCCAAUACAAAAUGGUGGUUGCAAACACAACCAAAUUAUGGAUGUCAGAGGGGUUUAACCGAGGAAAAGCUUAGUUGCCAGAAAGGUAGUAUCGAUGAUUGCCGAAUCCAUGAAAGCUCGGGAGACAUGUCAAGAGGCGAAGAUGAGUAUGAGGUUGUUGAUCAGUGCAAAACCAUUGUUACUUGUGACAAGAAAGGCAUCAAAGUUGAAGAGGAGAAGUUGAGGUCAAUCUAUCAUCAGAAUUGGCAAGAUCCUAUGAGGAUUGAAUUUGAAGAGGAUAUGGAAGAGCUAAGAGACAUGUUUAUUGUCAGCAGUGAAGGUUCCAAAAGUUCCGGUGACCUUUAUUUUGAUACGGAAUCGUCUUGGACUAGGACUGAGAAAAAUAUUCCGUGGUGGCGAACUGCAGAUACCGAGGAAUUGGCAUUCUUGGUCUCACAGAAAUCACUCGACCUUAUAGAGAAUUGUGACCUUCCCACUCCUCAUAAUGUUAAUGUGAAGAAAAAUCUGAGUUCGGAUUUAAGUUGUCUAAGUCAUAGUGAAAUUUCCACUUCGCUACCAGUUCAGAAGUUCGGAAUGAGGGAUGACCACUGUUCUGCUACUCGUGGUUCUUCUACGGCAGCAUCUGCAGGAAGUUAUAGCCGGAACUUUAGGAUGAUAACUGAUGAGCAUUUGUUACCUUCUGCAAAAAUUCAAUCAAGGGAUACACAUGAAAGGAAUCAAACUCAUACAGUUGAGGACGACAUGGGCAAGGCUCGACUAUUGGAAGCAUUACGCCAUUCUCAGACGCGUGCCAGAGAAGCCGAGACAGUGGCAAAGCAGGCUUGUGCUGAGAGAGAGCACGUCGUCAAGCUUGUAUUCAGGCAAGCACAGCAGCUCUUUGCCUAUAAACAGUGGGUCCAACUUCUGCAACUGGAGAACAUGUAUUUGCAACUCAAAAACAACAAAAUUCUGUCAGCAUCUCCCGAGAUAUCGCCUUGGAGUUGGACAGGUGCGAGAAGCAAGAAAGGUUGGAUGAAGUCUUGUAGAAAUCGGGGCAAGAGGAGUAGGCUGCGGCCAAGGCAUCGGGCUCGGUAUGAUGUUAGCAAGUAUGCAAUCGUGUUUGCAUUAGGUUUGGGGCUUGUUGGUGCUGGAUUACUAUUGGGAUGGACCAUUGGGUGGAUGCUACCAACAUGGUGAGAGAUGCUCUUUUUCAACUGCAUUUGCUCCUCUUGUAUAUAAAUAGGUAGACUAAUAUGUAAAUUUUAGAAAUUUAUUUCCAGACAGUUCAGCUUUGUGGAGUGAAACGUAAUUGUAUUUUGUGCAUGAUUGGUAUGUGAGUGGCAUUUUGAACAUAGGAGGAUAGCAGCUAUAGUGGUGUGUCUCUGUAUGUGUAAUGCGUUUACCUGUUUUGGUUGAAACAAAAAGGAAUAAUAUUUGAGCUCUGUGAAUAUUUUAUGUAGUAAUGAUUUAUAAAA
This is a messenger RNA of Salvia splendens (bonfire salvia), 2540 nucleotides long. RefSeq lists its product as uncharacterized. NCBI's taxonomy places the organism in Eukaryota, Viridiplantae, Streptophyta, Magnoliopsida, Lamiales, Lamiaceae. The coding region runs from base 868 to 2262 and encodes 464 amino acids. The transcript has 3 exons. The record is from RefSeq and is a predicted model, not a curated record.